Molecule: messenger RNA, 2010 nt
Organism: Archocentrus centrarchus (flier cichlid)
Lineage: Eukaryota; Metazoa; Chordata; Actinopteri; Cichliformes; Cichlidae
Product: activin receptor type-2B-like
Exons: 11
Coding region: 375-1919 (514 amino acids)
Biological process (GO): protein phosphorylation; activin receptor signaling pathway; cellular response to growth factor stimulus
Cellular component (GO): activin receptor complex; plasma membrane
Molecular function (GO): activin binding; ATP binding; activin receptor activity
Source: RefSeq, a predicted model, not a curated record
CCCGACCGACCUCCCGACGCAGCGGUGCUACUAUUCAAGUGAAUAACCUUAAAAAACAGGGCUGAGCUUCUGUCUCCGGUGUUUUCUCGGCUUCCCAUUCGGUUUUUGGAUCCACUUCCGACGCGAAAUGAAGCACCUAUUAAUGGAGUAACAACCUGGCAGUCAAUUAAUCGCCCCUAUCUUUUCUUGCAACAUUGUUGCAGCGUCGCGGCUAUUGACACGCGCUGUGGCUGUGCUGCUGCUGGUGGUUAGGCUGCUGGAGGGACCGGAGGCCUGUGGUCGUUUUGAUCCUGGACUGAUGUUUUGGGCCACUUGAGUUUUAAUGUUCGCGACGGAAAGCGGGGGAAAUCUCUGUCCUGUAUUUAAAACGGAACAUGUCUUUUUCAUGGCUGACUUGUUCACUUCUUCUGGGAACUUUAUGCGCAGGGUACAGUCUUGGCGAAGCAGAGACCCGGGAGUGUGUGUACUACAAUGAUAACUGGCGUUCAGAGAGGACCAACCAGAGCGGCUUCGAGCGCUGCGAGGGGGAAAAGGACAAGCGACUGCACUGUUAUGCCUCCUGGCUCAACUCCUCAGGGACCAUCAAACUGGUGAAGAAAGGCUGCUGGCUCGAUGACUUCAACUGCUAUGACAGGCAAGAGUGUGUCUCCAUGGAGGAAAACCCUCAGGUGUUCUUCUGCUGCUGCGAGGGCAACUACUGCAAUGAACGUUUCACCCACCUCCCCGACAUGAUUGGCAGUGGCAACCGAGUGAAAAUCCAGCCUCCACCCCGAGUACCGUCCCUGCUCAGUGUGCUGGUGUACUCCCUGCUCCCGCUCUGCGUGCUGUCCCUGGCCCUCGUUCUGGCCUUGUGGAUGUACCGCCACCGCAAGCCUCCCUACGGCCAUGUAGACCUGAGUGAGGAUCCAGCACCAGCCCCUCCAUCCCCCUUGGUGGGUUUAAAACCAUUGCAGCUGCUAGAAAUCAAAGCCAGGGGGCGCUUUGGUUGUGUUUGGAAGGCCCAAUUAAUGAAUGAAUAUGUUGCUGUUAAGAUCUUCCCAGUUCAGGAUAAGCAGUCAUGGCAAAAUGAGCGAGACAUAUUCUUGACCCCAGGGAUGAGACAUGAAAACAUCUUGCGUUACAUUGCUGCAGAGAAACAUGGAACCAACAUGGAAACCGAGUUAUGGCUUAUCACGGAAUUUCACGAGAGGGGAUCCUUGACAGACCACCUGAAGGGCAACACUGUGACCUGGACAGAGCUGUGUCACAUAGCAGAGACCAUGUCCCGCGGUUUGGCCUACCUCCACGAGGACAUUCCCAGUUACAAAGGAGAGGGGCCCAAACCCACAAUUGCACACAGGGACUUCAAGAGUAAGAAUGUGUUACUACGAGAUGAUUUGACUGCAGUCAUUGGAGACUUUGGGCUUGCUGUACGAUUUGAGCCAGGAAAACCUCCUGGGGAUACUCAUGGACAGGUGGGUACAAGGCGUUACAUGGCUCCAGAGGUGCUGGAGGGAGCCAUCAACUUUCAGCGAGACUCCUUCCUGAGGAUAGACAUGUAUGCUAUGGGCUUGGUGCUGUGGGAGCUGGUGUCCCGCUGUUCAGACACAGAUGGAACAGUUGGCGAGUACAUGCUGCCAUUUGAGGAUGAAAUAGGCCAGCAUCCCUCCCUGGAGGAUCUGCAGGAUGUGGUGGUGCACAAGAAGUUGCGUCCAGUCAUCAAGGACUCCUGGCUCAAGCAUCCUGGGCUGAGCCAGAUGUGUGAGACCAUUGAGGAAUGCUGGGACCACGACGCAGAGGCACGACUGUCUGCGGGCUGCGUCGAGGAGCGCAUCAGCCAGAUUGCCAGGACGAUAGGCAGCACUACCUCAGACAGCCCCAUCUCCCUAGUCACGUCUCUCAUCAACGAGGACCUACCUCCCAAAGAGUCCAGCACCUAAACGGGUGACACCAUCCUUCACCUGAGCUCCUGACUUUUUGUUUUUCAAACCCAAACUCAGCGGAUCUCCGUGAAUAUUUAAAAAAAUAUAU